Acaromyces ingoldii is the source of this 2950-nucleotide messenger RNA. RefSeq lists its product as hypothetical. Lineage: Eukaryota; Fungi; Basidiomycota; Exobasidiomycetes; Exobasidiales; Cryptobasidiaceae. The record is from RefSeq and is a predicted model, not a curated record. The coding region runs from base 82 to 2835 and encodes 917 amino acids. The transcript has 2 exons.
UCCGUUUUCUCCUUUUCGACACCCGUAGGACGGAGGCAGGCACGUCUUUACAGGCUCGACGCUCAACAGGCUGCUCUUUGGAUGGCAGGCUCCCCGCCCUUGUCCCCUUCGUCGCUUCGUUAUCAGCCCAUGGAGGGCACGCUCACGCUGACGGGCCUCGUCGAGACGAGGCGUGGAGCCAUCUCGGCCGGUGUCUUUUCCGAAUUCAACAGCCCGAGCUGGACGCCGUUUUUCAAUGGCGCCAGUGGGCCCGUCGAGUCCUUUUGGGCAAAGUCCAACGAUGAGCUGAAUGCGUUUACAAACCUGGAGUCGCUGUCUGUCGACGAGCUUCUCUCUGCGGACGAGGUGGCCAGCUCCUCGCCUGCCUCGACGAGUGAGUCCGAGACGCAGCGGCGGACGGUGCCCUCGUCGUCGCUCCAUCUGCCCGCCUGGAACUCGUCCAACAGCCUGCGUUCCGAUGCGGGCUUCCUGCUUUUCGGCGACGAAGCCGAGGACGAUUCGGACAAGGACCAGGGCGCCAAUGACAUUUGGUUUGCGCCGGCCACGACGGCCACGACGCUCCAUCGGAAGCGGAGGAUGGUGGGCCUGGGCUCGGGCUCGCGCAAGUCGAGCUUCACAGAUGCGCGGCGCAGGAGGAGCCUCUCGCCUGCUGGCAACCGGCUGGAUGCGGACAAGUCGGUCCGGCAGUGCGUCAGCGCUCCCGAGCUUCCCAUGCGCACUGAGGAAGGUGCGCCAGGAGAAGCGGUGGACCGCCAAAGCAAAUCUCGCAUCGACAACCUCCUCGCAGAGCUGGGCUGGUCUCGAGAAAAGGCAAAUGCAGUCAUGAGCGAGGCCAUGGAUGCCGACUCGCAGGAGCAGGAGCAAGGGCGGCAGCAGGCUCAUGGCCAACAGCCACAGCAGGGCCAAUCGUCUGGGAGCGCUGCCAAGGUUCCAAGCGGUCUCACCUCGACAGGUGCACUGUUCCAGCGUCGGGCUCACAUGCGAGAGGGCAGCAACAUGCCAUCUCCCUCUCCCGUCGUCAUUCCUGGCUCUAAACAGCCCGUAAAGGGAAAGAAUGGCGAUGAGGACGACGAAGACGAGGCGGUGGAAGUGAUGCGGGAUCCUCAGCACCAGCAGCCUCACAGCGCCACCCUGCCCUUCAGCUCGCUCUCAGAUACACAGAGGCAACGGAUCCUGGCCGAUCUCCAGGCGUCGCAGAUCUCGCAGCAGACGGCGAAUCGGCUGGGCGUCUUCAACGACUUUGUCACCCCCAGCCAGCAGUUCUCUGGUCAGGACGCAAGCGAGCGGGCAGCCAGGGCCGUUCAGGCAGCACUCUUGUAUGGAAUGGAGGGAAAAGGUCCCAACAUGAGCCCAGGCGGUCAGAGGCGCCCUAGCACCGCCAGCUCCGGCGGAUCGAACUCUACUACUGGUAUGAUGACACCCAUCACGCCGCUCCAUCCCUUGGCUCCUGCAGCCACAAGAUAUCAUCAGCACCAGCAGCGCCUGCCUUCGCGCUCCUCGUCCUUGUCGACUCCCUCCAGUGCAUUCAACGCACUCUCGAUGCAAGACCACGCACCACCCUCGGCCUCCAUGGGAGGCCAAUCCUUCCACCAGGGCCAGCCGUUUGCGUAUCAGGUGCCGUCCACCGGUGGACCCCAAACUUCGCUCCCGUUCUCGCCCUCGGCUUUUUCCCACUUCCAACAAAGUGCUGCCUUCCCCGACAACUUUGGCGCGCCACAAUCCGCUGAGGAGACGGACUUCAUGACGCUGGGCAACUCACUGGGUCUGUCGUCGGUCCCUCGGCAAGCGCAGGCGCAGAUGCAACCACAGCACCUCCAACACCACCAACAGCGGGAGGAUGAGAAGAAUCCACCCGUGAUUGACUCCUCCUCGUACGGCCAUAUCUUCGGCGGGAUGCCCCACGUUCAGCACUUUCAGCAGCUGCAACUCCAGCAGCAGCUCCAGCAGCAGCAGCAGCAGGUGGCUUCUUCGCCCAAGAAGAAGUCGCCCUCCAAGACACGGAGCUCGCCGAACCUCCGCACGACACCACCCGCCGCUGGUGAUGCCUCCACGCCCUCGAGGUCGCCCCGCCGAAUCGCCAGCAACCGACGUCUUACUCUCUCUAGCCAGGGGGGGCCCGCGGUGCCUCCGCUCCCUCACCUGCCCAAGUCUCCCUCGUCCAAGGCUGAAAAGCACCUCCGCAGACACUCGCACGCUUCCUCUGUCCUAACAACGGCUUCCUCUGGCACGGCCGACAUGGCCUACCCAGGGGGCAGCAGCAGCGCAAAGUCGCCCAGCGUGGCUCUGCCUCAGCCGGGCAAGUUUGCCUUCGUCAAUUAUGGCAUGGAGGACGCCGAAGAGCUCUGCUCGGCCGUCGCACCCAGUGGCUCCUACAAGGUGCCGCUCAAGGGCUACGGAAGCUCAGACGAGGCGACACCUGGCGCCGGUGAGCAGGAAGAGGGCAAGUCCAACAAGAAGCCGGCAGGAGGCAGGAGAAGUCGGACGAGGACAAAGUCGCACGGUAGCGCCAAGACAGGGCCCCGCUGGGAGCCCGUCGAGGAGGAUUUGUCUUCAGGCGACAAGCAGCAACCGCAGCCGAUGCAGCGCUUUGAGCCCGUCCCGCAGCAGCUCCAGUUCCAGCAGCUGUUCUUUGAUGUCCACGGGGACGAGGUCGGAGGCGAAGGUGCAGACAUGGGCCUGGAUGAUGGUGAUGAGGACGACGAGGAGGCGCAAGCGCAACAAAACAAGGUCAAGAGACGCAAGAGCGUCGCGUCGCUGUCUAAGAAGAGCAGCAGAGAAAGCAUCGGAACACCCGGCAGACCUCGCAGACAUACGAGGACCAGCACGGGUGCUUAAAGUAAAAGAGACAGAGAGAGAACCAGUUGAUGCUUGGGUUUUCACGCGGAAGUUUUCCUCCAUUGGUCAACAUUGCUUGACCGGUGUAACUUCUGAGAGCUUCCCGGACUCGGGC